Cryptococcus deneoformans JEC21 is the source of this 1923-nucleotide messenger RNA. RefSeq lists its product as hypothetical. Gene Ontology annotation, biological process: microtubule-based movement. The transcript is spliced from 7 exons. The record is from RefSeq and is a predicted model, not a curated record. NCBI's taxonomy places the organism in Eukaryota, Fungi, Basidiomycota, Tremellomycetes, Tremellales, Cryptococcaceae. Bases 85 to 1866 code for a protein of 593 amino acids.
CCAGUCUGUAAUAUCCGUCCUGAGCAACCAGAUUAUUGACUUGUGAGAAGCUUAGAUCCAUACUCAUCUACCUAAAUCCUGGAAAUGUCUUCAACAGGUGCCCACCCAGAAUCAAACAUAAGCUAUACCACGCCCACGAAGAGAGCAGUCUUUACCUCGUCUGCUGAAGCCGGUCCCAGUCGGCCUCGGCCAUCCGGAGCUUCACCUGCAUAUAGCUCCAGGAGGCAUUCUCUGUACGGCAUUGAAGAUCGUGUUAUCCUCGACCUUGGAUCUCGCAUCUGGAAAGUUGGAUUUUCGGGCGAGCCAGAACCCCGAGCUGUAUUUUUCUCUCAAGACCCAGAUGACAAACAUUCGGCAACUGAAGCUUGGGACCUCGAUAUGGAAUCAGUCCAUGGCAUACAUGGCAGUCGGUCAGAAGGAGGUAGGUUGAUCGGUGUUAGAAUUGUACAAAAACUGAGAGAGACAUUUAUCAAACAUUUAUUGGCCGAUUCCAAACAACGUAAAGUGGUUAUAGCGGAGAAUACAUUCCUCCCCACGUAUAUCAAAGAAUACAUUGCCCACACCCUCUUCGACAAUCUUCGGGUCCCAUCUGUCGCAUUUACACCUUCGAGUCUUUUGGCGCUUGCCGCUUGUGGUCGUAUAACUGGGCUCGUUGUCGACGUAGGGUGGUUAGAGACUACUAUCACACCUGUCUAUAGUUCGCGGCCGCUUUUCCCCUUAUCACGGUCAACCCCUCUGGCAGGGCGGCGUUUACACACACGAUUGAGGUCCCUGCUUUCUCGUCACGCAAUCUACAUUGCCCCUCCCAAAUUACUUGGUGAUUUAUCCAGAGAGAAGAGACGGGGGAUACCACUAGACCUUUUGACAGAUACACUGGUCGAGAAGGUUGUUACGGAGGGCCUGCUAGUUGGUGGUGUAUUUACGGAACCAGAAAGGGAUGCGGAUAUGGAGAGGGAGGUAGAAUCCAACGAUUAUACGCAGACUAGUGUACCCGGAGGGAAAAGGAACCUUGAAAGCCCUCGGCUGAUAGAUUCCUUAGAAUCACGUUUCGCCUCAAGUUCUUCAUCCAAGGAUAUGACCUUCCCUAUACACACUGUCGAAGGCUCAUCUCAAAUGGGGUAUGGCACAAUUAUAGUGCCUGGUUGGAUCCGAGAGCGAGCAGCAGAGGUAUUGUUCGAAGAUGAUGAGGAAAAUGAGGGAGAGUCUAUUGUCACUGUUCUGUUGAACACCGUCCUAAAGUUACCAAUUGACCUUCGUCCAAGUAUUCUAUCCAGCAUACUGAUAACGGGUGGCUCUGCGUCUCUUCCGGGAUUCAUUCCUCGACUUAGGAUAUCCCUUCUUCAAUCUCUGCUGCCCCCUUCACAAUCUUCCGAUGAUACUCCAGUACCGCCAUCACCUCUCAACACCCCGGCGAGCCGAAAGGAACAAGCAUUGUUGUGGAAAAAACGUAUACGGGAGCCUUACAGGGAGCUGUAUGGCUUAGUAGAUAAGGUGGCUAUCUUGAACGACCCAGCCCCAGUCGACGGGGAGGUUGAUGGUGGGAAAGGCGGGAAAGCUCCGAGAUGGGUCCCAGGACUGAUGACUUGGGUUGGAGGAUCGUUAGCAGGAGUGUUGAGGACAGGCGGUCCUGAGCUUACCCGUGAAAAUUAUGACACUCUCCUAUCGACGUCCCUCGCCCGAGGAGACGCAUAUAGGCAAGAGCUGGAAGAGGCGUAUCACGAUGUAGCAGCGAGCAUCGGAAUAAAUGUGGAGGAACUGAAAGCAGGGGAGGCUGUGAGAGAUGGGAGAGGGCUUGGAAGAAGAAGGGGAUGGAAAGACGGCAAAGGCGUUGUGGGUGACUGGAGCAGAGCUGUCAAGGCUGGCUGAUACAUAGGUUCGGAAAAAGAGUUGCUGUAAGUAUCUAAUAUGCAAAUUACCGGUCAU